Python bivittatus (Burmese python) is the source of this 477-nucleotide messenger RNA. It is a transcript of the gene SLIRP, whose product is annotated as SRA stem-loop interacting RNA binding protein. The record is from RefSeq and is a predicted model, not a curated record. Lineage: Eukaryota; Metazoa; Chordata; Lepidosauria; Squamata; Pythonidae. Gene Ontology annotation, molecular function: RNA binding.
GCAAAGCGUGACCUUGGACGCGCUCAGCCGAAGCGGCGGAAACUCGCCUCCCAUUGGUUUGGAGCCGCCUCAGCCGGCCAAGGUCGUCCGUCCCUCAUUUUAAGAUGGCGAUGAGGGGUGUUUCUCGGCGGGUGUUCGAGGUCUUCGUUAGGCGAAUACCCUGGAACAUGGAGGAGAAUGAACUAAGAGAAUAUUUUGCUCAGUUUGGACCUGUGAAGAAAUGCAUCCUGCCAUUUAAUGUAGAAACAGGGUUCCAUAAAGGCUUUGGCUGGAUUGGAUUUGCUACAGAAGAGGGUCGCAGUAACGCUUUGUUGAAAGAUCAUAUUUUUGAUGGAAGACAGCUUGAAGUUAAACGUCAAGAGAAGAAAAAACAGCCAGAUGAAAUAGUUGCUAACACCAAUUAAAAAGAAGGAUACUUUAUUUCAUUGCUAUGUAAAGAAACUAAAAUAAAUUUUGGUAUGUAUAUAUUCAUCUUAA